This is a messenger RNA of Dendroctonus ponderosae (mountain pine beetle), 1394 nucleotides long. RefSeq names its product myosin light chain kinase, smooth muscle-like. The record is from RefSeq and is a predicted model, not a curated record. The annotation marks the transcript as partial. The transcript has 5 exons. Lineage: Eukaryota; Metazoa; Arthropoda; Insecta; Coleoptera; Curculionidae.
AAAACGUCAGCAACCAAACUAGCUUCUCAACACAUGAACAGCAUGACCAAGGACUUCAAGUCUAAGACUCAGCAAUUCGUUCAAGACAUUAUGAGCGAUGUUAGCAAAAAGCAGCAGCAAACAUCCAAUGCGAAAACGGAAACUGAUGGAGAUGCCCAAGUUUACCGAGAAGAGUCGAGAGCCAUGAGCCAUGGAACAAAACACGUGGAUCCAGAUACAGGACUAAUUUAUUUCAAAUACGAUUUCGGCUACGAGUUCGGAAUUGUUUUACCGGGAGAAUCAAAGUCUGGGGGAAUUCCAGUGCCAAAGAAGACAGUGAUCGAACCUCCUAAAAGAACCGUGGACAUUGACAUGCCUGUUUACCACGAAACAUCAAACUUGAAUAACGUAAACAGCUCGAAUUCGGCCCCAACGCCGCAAUUCAAACCGAAAAAAUUCACAAACAAAUGGGAUCCGACUUCGGAGAGUGAAAUGUCAGAAUACGAAGGCGACUCCAAGAGGAAAUCUGGAUUGUCUCAAGGUUCGCGAUGGGAACCGUCGUCGUGUAGUCCGUACUCGCUGUCUCCUAGUCUGCCUAGUACUUCUCCUGCUUUUAAUCAUACUUAUGCAGAUCGGGUUGGCGCGCAGACUCCACCCAGUCGCCCAAAUACCCCCGGUGCGAAUAAAUUUAUUAUCCAACCUGGACAACCAAGACCGCCAUUAUUUAUAACGCCUUUACGUGAUAUUGCAGUUGUUAGUGGCCAAACAGCCAAAUUCGAGUGUAUAGUUCAGUCGGAACCACCCCCUAAUAUUUUAUGGUCGCAGAACGGGAGAAUCCUGGAGAACUCAAACGAUCACCAAAUCCACUUUAGGAAUGGUGUUUGCCGCCUAAUUAUUAAGCAGGCGUACCCAGAAGAUGCUGGCACUUACGCCUGUACAGCAACAAACCCAGUCGGUAGUACCAACACAACAGCUACCCUACAAGUACCAGGUGAGAGACGGUCUCAAUAUCUUAAGUAGUUUUGGAACCAAAUGCUGGUGGUGGUUUUAACUCAACUCUAACGCACGAUUCAAAGAUUUUUUCAAAGAAAAGUUUCGAACAAUCUAGCUCACUGCCGUCAAAUGGAUAACUUCCAGGAAAAUACAUUAUUUUCUGUUUCCUAUUUAAAGUGUUUGCUUUUAACGAACUUCCGACGCGUGCAAAAUAUUUAUUCAUUGUGCUGUAUAGAUUUAGAUUCAGAAUAAGUUUACAAUUUAUUUAUCGAGCGCAUUUUAGUCAUAUUGAAUUUCAUUCUGGUCAUUACUCGUUAGUUUUACUGUUCAUAUUUUUUAGUGUAUCAUGCGUUUCAGUUUAUCCGAUGUCUAGCAAUUAGAUAUAAAUGUAUCAUUUUGAAUUAAAGCUUUUUGCAGAAUAA